Messenger RNA from Toxorhynchites rutilus septentrionalis, 2471 nucleotides. It is a transcript of the gene Acadvl, whose product is annotated as very long-chain specific acyl-CoA dehydrogenase, mitochondrial. The record is from RefSeq and is a predicted model, not a curated record. NCBI's taxonomy places the organism in Eukaryota, Metazoa, Arthropoda, Insecta, Diptera, Culicidae. The coding region runs from base 191 to 2074 and encodes 627 amino acids. The transcript has 5 exons. Gene Ontology annotation, molecular function: fatty-acyl-CoA binding; very-long-chain fatty acyl-CoA dehydrogenase activity; flavin adenine dinucleotide binding.
AGGAGGAUCAUUCAUUGUUGUCAUCAGUCCUCAUACGAGAGCACGUAGUAGUUUUGCUGCCCGCAAAGAUUUCUUUUGUAUUAAUAUUAUUAUCACAACAGAAAGUUCGUGCAUUAAUUUAGUGCCUUUUUUGGAACUGUCGAUAGAGUGUUUAGUUUUUUAAUUCAUUGUUUGAUUGUGAUAAGCGGAAAUGUUUCGUCUAGGCAAGAUUGUGAUCAGAAAUAGCCAAAAGGUGAAAGCAAUCGAAUUCCGAAGAUGCCUCUCAGCGACGGCUCAGACCAAACCAGCCGAAAGCCAGGCCAACGACAGGAAGCCCAACAUGUCGUUCCUCACCAAUAUCUUCCGAGGCGAGGUUCAGCCGGUUCAGGUGUUUCCGUACCCCGAGGUGUUGGACGCAGAGCAGAAAGAGUACAUUGCGGCGUUUGUCGACCCAGUGACUAAAUUUUUCGAGGAAGUCAACGAUCCAGUUAAAAAUGACACAAACGCUCGCAUAGAAGAGAAUGUCUGCGAUGCUCUGUGGGAGCUGGGAGCCUUCUCUUUGCAGGUACCACCGGAGCACGGAGGUCUGGGACUUAACAACACCCAAUACUCGCGCAUGUGUGACAUUAUUGGCGGCCAGGAUCUGGGACUGGGAAUCUUUAUCGGCGCCCAUCAAAGUAUUGGUUUUAAGGGUAUUCUGCUGUACGGAACGAAGGAGCAGAAGGAAAAGUAUCUCCCCAUGGUGUCCACCGGAAAAACUUACGCCGCCUUUGCGCUGACUGAGCCAAGCUCCGGAUCGGAUGCAGGUUCGAUUCGUUGUCGUGCGGUCAAGAGCCCCGAUGGCAAGCACUAUGUUCUGAACGGUUCCAAGAUUUGGAUUUCCAACGGAGGAAUUGCCAAUAUUAUGACCGUUUUUGCUCAGACCGAAAUCGAAGAUCCAAAGACUGGCCAGAAGAAGGACAAAGUGACCGCCUUUAUUGUUGAGCGUGAAUUCGGGGGAGUCAGUAGCGGUCCACCGGAAAACAAGAUGGGUAUCAAAUGCUCGAACACUGCGGAGGUUUACUUUGAGGACUGCAAGAUUCCGAUCGAGAACGUUUUGGGCGGCGAAGGCAAUGGAUUCAAAGUCGCUAUGAAUAUUCUAAACAACGGUCGCUUCGGUAUGGCCGCCACUCUUUCGGGCACAAUGAGAGCCUGUAUACAGAAAGCUACCGAGCAUGCUACGAAUCGGGUGCAGUUCGGGCGCAAGUUGGAAACUUAUGGUGGCAUCCAGGAGAAGCUCGCUCGCAUGGCAAUGCAUCAUUACGCAACCCAAUCGAUGGCCUAUAUGAUUUCAGGAAACAUGGAUUCCGGCUCGAUUGACUAUCAUCUGGAAGCUGCGAUCUCCAAGGUGUUUGCUUCGGAAUCGGCGUGGUAUGUGUGUGAUGAAGCCAUUCAAAUCCUCGGCGGAAUGGGUUUCAUGAAGGAUGCAGGAUUGGAACGUGUUUUGCGCGAUUUGAGGAUCUUCAGAAUCUUCGAGGGAACAAACGAUAUUUUGAGACUGUUCGUGGCGCUCACCGGUAUUCAGUAUGCAGGAUCUCAUCUCAAGGAACUGCAGAAAGCGUUCAAGAACCCUGCCGCCAAUCUGGGAUUGAUCUUCAAGGAAGGUUCAAGGAGGGCGAUUAGAAGUAUCGGAUAUGGUGGAACCGAUCUGACGCCAUUUGUUGCCGAUCCACUGAAGGAAGCUUCGAAACAAUGUUCGGAGAGCAUCGAUCUUUUCGGCCAAGCGGUAGAAUCACUGCUAAUCAAACACGGCAAAGGCAUUGUGGAAGAGCAGUUUAUGCUGAAUCGUUUGGCUGAUGCCGCAAUCGAUACCUAUUCGAUGGCUGUGGUGCUCUCGCGUGCUUCUCGGGCUGUCCAGAAGGACUUACCUUCAGCUGAGCAUGAACUUCUGAUGGCCCAAGCCUGGUGUCAUGAGGCUGCCGAUCGUGUCCGCGUCAACAUCCGCAAAAUCAAUACGGACUCUUUCGCGAAAAACUACAGCAGGAUGUCACAGAUUUCCAAGAAUAUCUGCGCCAACAAUGGAAUAGCGCAUAACAAUCCGCUGGACAUAGAGUGAAGCUUUAAUUGUUGUUUAGGUAGUUGUAGAUAAGUGCGGGCACAUUCACCGAAAACGACGCUACGGCAAGGAUACGAUGAUUCACAAUGAUUUUCUAGCGAAAGUUUCAAUUAGAGAAUCGUGCACGUUUCGCGAGUACUGGUAUAUUCGUAUUAAGGGAACAGUUAUUGAAUGGCAACGACAUUUGGGACAGUCCAAUUGCUUUCGAAUGCAACAAACGAACACAUCGCGGAUUAAGGAUUCAGUUAGUCAAUUCACAGGUAUAUUAUUAACUUAUGGUUUUACUGUUUUGAUUAUUAGAAGAUAAUAUGUUCACAAUCUUGUUUAUUAUGUACAUACAAUUGAAGAAAGAUAAAGUUUGCGGGAUGCGAAAGAAUAUAAUGAACUUCAUACAAAA